This is a messenger RNA of Hemisphaericaspora subhashii, 1047 nucleotides long. RefSeq lists its product as uncharacterized. Lineage: Eukaryota; Fungi; Ascomycota; Pichiomycetes; Serinales; Debaryomycetaceae. The record is from RefSeq and is a predicted model, not a curated record. The coding region runs from base 1 to 1047 and encodes 348 amino acids. The transcript has a single exon.
AUGAAAUUCACCUCCGUAUUCAUACUAAUUCCAUUGUUUUGGACCUAUGUCGUUCAUGCAACCUAUGAUGUCAACUAUCAAUUCAACUUUAACAAACGUGCCGAUAAUGAAACGAAUACCACGGUUGACGCUACCAGCGCACCCCUCAAUCUUACUACCAUGAUUGUUCAAGUUUAUGAAUCAGGUAUGAUUCAAGAAUUAUUGUAUAAUUUCACUUCAUCCCAUGAAAACAAUGAAGCUCUUGCCAAUGCCACCGUUGCCUUUUUACAAAACUCAGAGGGUGCCACUAGUCUCUUAUCCAGUUUAAACAUCACCAUUAACACCACUCAGAUUUUGAAUGCAGUUAUGGCAUCUGGUCUUAUUCAGCAAGUUGCUGAUGGUUUACUUGUAAACGACACCAAUAGACAAGCAUUGGGUGCUAUGGUUGGAAGUCUUUUGGGUAGUCCAGAUUUUGUUUGGGUAUCUUAUUUGAUUAAGGGAUUAGGUGAAGGUGAACAAUUAACUCUUGAUUGGAUAGUUGAUGUGAUCACCAACUCUAAGUCGAAGGCUAAUACCAAUGAAGAUAACCAAUCCGAUAUCCGUAUUGCAAGACUUAGAAAGAGAGCUGAUAAUGAUACCACAACUGCAAGCAACACCACAGCUACUAGCGACUUUGAGGGUACAUUCAAUGCUUUUAUUGGUAAUAUCAUCAGUCAAGUUGUCAACUCGGACCUUAUUACUCGUACAAUCACCGAAGUCUUAAAUGCUGUGACACAAUCAAAGAUUGUAGUUCCAUUAAUUAUGCAAUCCCUUCAAUUACCAGGUCUCGGUGAUCUUUUAGUUACAAUGGUUACUACUAUGUACAGAGGUGGUAUAUUUAAUAAUAUCCCACUCCAAGCAUAUUUUGAAAUGCUCAAGGAAGAACAUAUUUUGGCUGAACAAACUCAAGCAUUAUUCACCCACCCAGUAUAUGGACCAGCUAUAGGAAAAUUAUUUAAACAAAUGGAAGAUGCGGGUGUUUAUCAAAGAAUACAAGACAAUAUGUAUGGCCCUCAUAAACGUAAUUAG